CCAAGCCUGUUGGGUGCUGACUACGGCGCCUGCCAAGGGCUAAAAAGCUCUUUCCUAAGGGGCGGGGCCUAUCUGGAAUGGGCGGAGCUAGCUGUAGGCUCAGAACGCGCUCUGGGGCCGCGUGGAGAGCGGUGUGCGCUUCUCCAAGGUGGAACCUGCGGCACUCGAGCGCUGGCGUCCGCUGCUUGCACCCCUUCCUUGCCGGCCGGCACUUUGGCGCACAGUUUUGCCCAAACCUCGAGAAUAAGUGAUCAGCUUGCCAUUCUUGUAGCAUAACUAGUUCUGAUGGCUGGGAAUAAAGGAAGAGGUCGUGCUGCCUAUACCUUUAAUAUUGAGGCUGUUGGAUUUAGCAGAGGUGAAAAGUUACCUGAUGUAGUGUUGAAACCACCUCCACUAUUUCCUGAUACAGAUUAUAAACCAGUGCCACUGAAAACAGGAGAAGGGGAAGAUUAUAUGCUGGCCUUGAAACAGGAAUUGAGAGAAACAAUGAAAAGAAUGCCUUAUUUUAUUGAAACACCUGAAGAAAAACAAGAUAUUGAAAGGUAUAGUAAAAGAUAUAUGAAGGUAUACAAAGAAGAGUGGAAACCAGAUUGGAGAAGACUCCCAAGAGAGAUGAUGCCCAGGAAAAAAUGCAAAAAAGCAGACCCAAAAUCCAAAAAGGCAAAAGAUACAGACAAAGGUACUUCACUCGCUAAUACUGCAGAUGUUUUGAAAAAAAUUGAGGAAUUGGAAAAGAGAGGUGAUGGUGAAAAAUCAGAUGAGGAAAAUGAAGAAAAAGAAGGAAGCAAAGAGAAAAGUAAAGAAGGUGAUGAUGAUGACGACGACAAUGAGGAUGCUGCAGAGGAGGAGUAUGAUGAAGAAGAGCAAGAGGAGGAAAAUGACUACAUUAAUUCAUAUUUUGAAGAUGGAGAUGAUUUUGGUGCAGAAAGUGACGACAACAUGGAUGAAGCAACCUAUUAGCCAUAAAAUUUCUCAAAAAAAUUAAUGAUUAUAUAGCUUCUAAGCAGUUGGACAUACUUAUGUUUUGUUGGACAAAUAUUUGUUACUGAAAUAGUCAUAAUUGCUUUUAUACAUUAGUUACCCUUUAAAUUUAUCUGACACUCUGACAUUCCUCCUUAACAACUUUGCCAUCCCUCUUGUGUAUGUUAGUGGAUUUUUGUAUUAUUUGGAUUUGAUUAUGCUAAAGAGUUUUUGCAUCUCUUAAUCUAUGUAUUCAUACAUACUUGAACAACUUAUUCUUGUUUAACUGAUCUUUUUUGUAAAAUUAUUACUAGUUGUAAUGGAUUUCUAUCACCUGAAGAUGAUUUAAUAUAGCACAUGGAGCACUUUAAAAACAAAGAAACUUGAAAAUUAUCUUUUACGUGCUAUGUUCUAUACUAUUACAUUAUGACUCCUUAAACCUGCCUGGGCUCUUAAAGUACAAACUUAUAAGAUUGGAGGUUUAAUGUUCAAAAACAUACAUGCAGGGAAAAAGGUCAAUCUGAUCUAUUUAAAUUUCAC
Molecule: messenger RNA, 1500 nt
Organism: Ictidomys tridecemlineatus (thirteen-lined ground squirrel)
Lineage: Eukaryota; Metazoa; Chordata; Mammalia; Rodentia; Sciuridae
Gene: Polr3g
Product: RNA polymerase III subunit G
Biological process (GO): transcription by RNA polymerase III; cell population proliferation
Cellular component (GO): RNA polymerase III complex
Source: RefSeq, a predicted model, not a curated record